AUGGCAGACGAUUUAGUUUCUGAGCUUUCGGGCUUACAUGUAGUCUCGCAGCAAGAACUUCCGAGUACAGAAAAGCCAGGCACUGAUGAGCUGCCGCCUCCUGAUCUGAGCCCAAUAGUACUUCCGGAUUCCCGCGAUGAACACAACAUAUGGAAGGCAGACUACAAGCAAAAGAAGGGUAUCCCCUGCCCUUGUGGUGAUGAAGCGCACAGGAACCUAGAAAAAUGGUACGCAGACUAUUUAGAAUCCUCAGCUGAGGAAAAGUUGCUUCUGGAGGACAAAUUCAACAAAGCCGCCCUUGAGGAGAAGAUCCAAGAAGUAUCUUCUCAGGUCCCUGUCUCCAAUGGCUAUUGCCCGAGUUGUCAAAAGUUGCUUGACGAAUGGCCAGAAAUCAUCAAAAAGGUGCCGGAAUAUGAUCCCACGGAGCUUGAAGGGCCUUACCAGCAACCACAUUACAAAAACACACUUGAGUUUGAAGCUGGUCACCGGAAUGGAUGCCAGUUAUGUACGCUGUUUGUACAAUGUUCCAUUAACAGGGGCUACCCGCUUGAAAAUUGGCAUAAGAAGGAAAACCGUUUGAAUUGCCUUGGUAAAUCGACGCUCAUUUUGGUUUCAGUACGAAGUGAGGAGGGAUAUCUCAACUUGACGUUGACAUGGCCGGGAUUGGAUAACUAUUGCUGGCUUCCGGCAGAUCCAUUGUAUUGUGUUCAAAACUAUGAUCAGACGCGGGAGGGCCUACCGCAACUUGAGCUAGCCAAAAAAUGGCUCGAUGCAUGUCUGGAGACGCACGAGUCUUGCAAGUCGACCGAAGACCGCCAACUCCCCACCCGGCUCAUCGACGUAGGCUCCACACCCAUCCGUCUCAUCCAAAGCUUCGAUUUGACCACGAAACCUCGCUAUGCAACCCUCAGCCACUGCUGGGGAACUCAGACUUUCUACAAGCUCCAGCAAGACAAACUAGAAGAUUUCAUGAGCGCGAUCCCAGAAGAAAAUAUCACAAAGACCUUCCAGGACGCCAUAUACAUCACGCGUUCUCUUGGUCUCCGGUAUCUUUGGAUCGACUCUCUCUGUAUCAUCCAACUUUCUGACAUGGACUGGCGCAGUGAGUCAGCACUUAUGAGCUCCAUUUAUGGUGGCUCAACCAUCACCAUCGCUGCCGCUGGGGCUACAGAUGGCACCAAGGGGUGUUUCCUCAAACCUCCAGGCUUCAUUGGUAAAGUUCAUAUUAAACUAUCUACAGGCGAGGUGUGGGAUAUUGCCCCCAGUGGAUUCCACACGUCAGUUGUCAAAUCUCACUUAGCAGGCCGCGCAUGGGCUCUCCAAGAACGACUCCUCUCGCCACGAACGCUCCAUUUUAGCAAAACAGAACUCUUCUGGGAAUGUCGUCACUGCGAUGCUUCCGAGUCUUUCCCCGAGCGUCUCCCUAAAUUCGAACACCAGCACAUAUUUCACCGGGACCGGAAACCCAUUUCUGAAAUUUGGCAUACCAUUGUAACAUUGUACACAGGCGCACAACUGACAUUUGCAAAAGACAAGAUGGUUGCUAUUUCAGGAAUUGCACAGAAGGCGUUUGAGGAGAAUGGAGAUCAAUAUUUAGCGGGUUUGUGGAGAAAGGAUAUCGAGUUGCAGCUGCUGUGGUGUCAGCAAUCCCCUGGGAGGAGGUUGCUUUCUGGAACUGAGUAUCGUGCUCCAAGCUGGAGUUGGGCGAGUGUAGAUGAGAAGGGAUUUGUCCAUUAUUCUCCAAAGUCUGAAGGAACUAAGUAUGUGUAUUACGCGCAUGUCCUCGAUGCUAACGUUGUGCCUGCUGGAAAAGAAGAAUUCGGAGAGCUUGUGGGAGGUGAGUUACGAAUGAGUUACUCGGCUAUGCUAGCAGGGGAAUUGAACAAAAUCCAAGGGGGGGAUUGGGAUGGUAUAGAUCUCAGCUACUACGAAGUUGAGAUUAGCUCUUCUGAAGACAAGAAGGAAAGAUUUCGAGUAUAUCCUGACUCCGAUGAACUCGACGGGCGAGAUAUCUAUCUACUUCCUGUGCUUGAGACAUUGGGAACAGGCAAAUACAACAAGCGGAACCUUAAGGGAUUGAUUGUUCUCCCGACGGGUGGCAAGAAAGGAGAAUACUCCCGAGCUGGCUUUUUCGAUAUGUCGGCAUUUGAUGCGGGUCACCGAAAGACUCAAGACCGGUUUCUGGGAUUGCUUGAGGCGUCUGGAAAAGCGACUGGAGAAGCGCAAUGUGCUAACAUUCUUCAAGAACCAGAGUUUGUGGAGGAGCGAUAUGUUAUGACAAUUAUCUAG
Lachnellula hyalina is the source of this 2289-nucleotide messenger RNA. RefSeq lists its product as uncharacterized. Lineage: Eukaryota; Fungi; Ascomycota; Leotiomycetes; Helotiales; Lachnaceae. Bases 1 to 2289 code for a protein of 762 amino acids. The transcript is spliced from 2 exons. The record is from RefSeq and is a predicted model, not a curated record.